AUGCGGGGCGCAACGGUGGAUCCGGAUAUCAUCACCUACAACGCUGGGAUCACCGCGUGCUACAGAGGCGAGCAGUGGCAGCAUGCACUGUCGCUGCUCAGCGAAAUGCGAGACAAGAUAUUGAAGCCCACCGCCAUCAGCUACAAUAUUGGAGUCAGCGCGUGCGAGAAAGGCACGCAGUGGCAACGCGCCUUGUCACUUCUCAACGGAGUGUCUGAAGCGACGUGGCGAAGAUGGAGUCCGCCGUCACCAGCCACAGCGAUGGGACCAGCUCACGGGAGAACGGCGGGCGGCGACAGUGGGUAA
Messenger RNA from Prorocentrum cordatum, 306 nucleotides. Lineage: Eukaryota; Dinophyceae; Prorocentrales; Prorocentraceae. The record is from the annotation of a GenBank genome assembly.